AUGUCGGCUGGUGGUGCUGGGCAGCAGCCGGCACCAACACCCACGCCGGUGCAUCCAGCAGGAGCAGCGACUCCAGCUCCAGCAUCGUCGCCAAAGCCCGCCGCGUCCAAGCCUCCAAGGCCACGCAAACAACCGGUCCAGACCGAGAACUGGGAUGACGACUUUGAGUUCCCUGUCAAGCCAAAGCAGGCAGCAGCGACAUCAACACCUCGGCCCAUCGUCACUCCCAAACGCGAGUCUCUUGGCCUUUCAGAGGGCUCUCGCGGCAACAGCUGGCGCUCGAGUUAUGACAGCCCCGACAGCUUUGACGAAGACUGGGACGAGCCGGGCCCGUCCCGGACGCCAACAGCGUUCAGGCAGCAGCUGGCAAAGGCAACGCCAGUAAUGUUGGCCACCAGCCCAACGACUCAUCUUCAGCUGCCCCGGUCGUCCAACUCGCACUCGCCAUCAUUACCCUCACCCUCAACCCCGUCAAACGGUUCGCACCGCAACCUCGUUCCCACGACUGCCGCUGCCGCAGCCACCGCCGUGUCGCCGUCCAAGCCCACGCCGCGCCGAAGCAGCGACGGAUCGCCUGUCAGCACGCAACGAGCCAAACUAGGCAAGAGAUCGUCGGCCAGCUUGGUGCCAGCCGAACAGGCCACUGCAGCCAGCACGAGCGAAGCAAACCUACUCACCGCGCACGGCCUAUCACCAGCACAUCGGAGCUCACCCAAUCUCCUGCAUGUCACGCCAGACGGUCGGUCACCACUGACUCGUGCGAGAUCAAACUCGAAACCCUCGACACCAUCCCCGCUCGGGUCUGGCGUCGAGCUCGCUGAGCCGAGGCGCGUGCCCAGCCCCACCAAGGGCAAGCCGCUCCCCAAAUCGAGCCCAAGUGCCGUGUCCCUCGUGUCCAACAAGUCGCCUGCGUCCACACAUGGCUCCAUCGCCCCCUCGCGCGCCUCUAGCAAGUCGCCAGAGCCAGAAAAGGGCAAGAAGCCGCGGUUCUGGAAGCGCUUGUCGGCGGGUCCGAGUACAGCGUCACCAGACGGGUCGUCUUCAUCAUCAUCAUCACCGUUUAGAAGACGACGUAGCACGUCUGCAGUCAACCUCGCCCCUGCUAGCUCGGUGUCGCCACCCGUGCCCCCUUUACCACCCCUGCCUGUCAACUUGAGAUCGUCGAGUGCUCACUCAACCGGAUCGGCCCAUACGCCCUCGCCAGUGAAAAAGACUGGGAGACCGUCGACUGCAGGCAGCAUUGGGAGCAGGCCUGCGGUCACUCCUUUCGGCGCUAGAUCAUCCAGCAGCCUCGUACAGCAGCCCCGCGAGUUUCGAGCCCUCACAGCGUCGCCAGUGCCGUUCCCAUACUCGACACCCAAUGGGCCAGCCAGCUCGUCGUCCGUCAACAUGGCGGCGUCGCCGCACUCGUCACGCUUUGCUCCCAGUCCGACAAAGGCCGUAGAGGACGAGGCCCAAGCGUCGGCUCGGCCACGCACCUUUUCUCCUGGCUUUCAUCUGCCAUCGCCGUCACCGGGUUCACCAUAUGCUCAACGCGCUGCCGCCAUGUCCGCGACGUCUGUGCCGUAUUCGAGCCCGCUGUCGAGAGGAGAGGCCCCAGUUGGCGACGACGAUACGGAUACCGAGGUCGACUCGGCAAAGACGCCUGUUCGGCGCAAGAAAAUCAGACCAGCUUCGGCGAUACCAGCCCCUCGACCUGCAGACAACAGCCUGACCGCGGCGUACAACCAGGUCAACGCCAGUGUUCCGUGUCUGUCGCCUCGUCUGCCCCAACCAGCCGCACUCCCUGCUACGGCGUCAACGACCAGCUCCCACCAGUCGUCCAACCGCCUCAGCUCGUCUCCUUCGACCACCGCCACGUCGAUUACGAGCUCGGGACACAGCCAGGGCAUUGCGUCGUCGACCCAGACUACCCUCAGAAGGAUCACGUCGUUCUCGAAGAAGCAUGGGCGGAGGUUAUCAGGCGGCUGGAAGUUUGGAAGCACCUCGUCGACUUCUUCUACCACCAGUAGCGUGCCCUUACCGACCCUGGAGACGGUCAGCGGCUCGCCAUCCAAGCCAUCAGUUGAGGCGUCGAGGUCUGCGGUUGAGGUACCAAGAUGGGGCGAGGGCGCACCGCUGCCAGUCCAGGCGGUCGACGACUGCCCUGCCCAAACCGCUGUGCUUCCACCGCACCGCUCGACCGACCCUCCGGCGUCGGCUCCGGCUGCAACAACCACUCAACUGAUGGGCGCCGACCCCUGGGCGGACAACGGACUGACAUCUCGCGAAAGUACAGCCAAUGGCAGGCCACCCAAGGAGCGCAGACGCACGUCGUUCAACGACUUUGUCAUUCCCAGCGAGGUCAUGGCUAAGCAGAAGGAUCUCAAGCGUGGCAUUGGCGCCGUCAAGAAGUUUGCAGGCGGCAUCCAAGCCCUCCGGACUCUUGUUGAUACACACGACCGCAUGAUCAGCGACGUCAUCACAAUCGGCUCUGAAGACGACAGCAAGCUCUUUUUCGCCCUCGACAAGGAGUACUCGCAGUGGUGGGAGAUGGCCACGGUGCUCAUCGACGUUGGAUCGACUGGCUCGGCCGACUCGGAUGUGCCCCUUGGCCCGCCGAGCACGUCGUCUUCGAGACAAAUCUCGGGAGCCGAUGAUGCCAGAUCGCACAGCGAGACGUCUACCAAGGUCUCAACGUCGACCAUGGCGACCAUCACCACGUCGCGCAAGUCGACAAUGUCGGACCCGCCCAUCGACGUCUUCCACAGUGGCGUCGGCGGCCCCCCGAAGGCGUCACCUCCUCCUGACCCGUACCGUGCUUCAACUGGCCGCCACGACCUCACCAAGCGCCAACUCGAGGUGCUCCGGACGAUGCUGACGACGCCUGUGGAGGCCAGUGACUCUGUGGUCUCCACGGUGGAUCGCCAAGCGGCUGCGCGGGCCACCGCUGCGCAGGCUCAGGCUCAGGUGGAGCUGUUGCAGACGCCGUCCCAGCAAAUGCCCCCUCAGCAGUGGACCGGCUCACACCGCUCCUCUGUGGUGCCCCCGGUUCCUGCUAGGCAGAACUCUGGACCCAACGGCUCCUCUCCCAACGACGGCUUUGUGUUCCCGUCACCGUCAUACCCUUCGCCCGAGACGGCGGCUAGCCUUGCGCAGCCAAAGGCCCGCUCGGGCAUGACCGGAUUGAAGGACUUUCUCAAGUCGAUGCGCCGCAAGUCGCAGCUCCCGCCUCCGCUUCCUACCGCACAGUCCAUGUCGGGAUCGUCGGUCCAGACACCUGUCAAGCCCAGGCGCAGCCACCGUCCGCCGCCGAUCAAGACGACGAGGAUGGGCUCCUGGGAGUCGCCCCCAGAGUCGCCCCUGCAGACGGCGGCAACUGACGGCAUGUACCAGACGCAGCGGAGCUUCACCACCAUGCCGGUGACUGCCGGCACUGAAGGGUCGCCGCAGGCGUCCAAGAAGCGCCGACCCAGCAUCAAGAAUAUCUUCCGACAGAGCUCUGGCAACUGGGCCGAGUUUAUGCGCUCGACCCCGCCUUCGUCGCCGAAUGGUGUGAUCAGGCCGAGCAACGCGUCGCAGGCGUCACUCGCGCCGCCAGUGGUUGACGGCCGACCGCCUUCGAGGUCAAGGCGGAGCAGCGUGACGAGCAACAUCCCUCGACAGCCGUCGAUCCCCGCGUUGGCCCGGCUCAAGAUGGGCAAGAGCUCGACGUAUGGCUCGCUUGGAGUCGCCGAGUCACCGACGUCGUCGCCGACAAGACCAGGGUCGCGACACCGCCCGUCUGUGGGUCAGGCGGACGCACCGGCAACCCCACCGGUUCCCAAGCCGCUCAUGGGUGAGAGCGACCACACUCUCAGACUCAAGUCGCGUGCUCUGGGCCUGGGUCACCCAGCCGAGGGCAGCCCCCGUGCGCUCUCAUCACCGGCCCGUGCAGGCCCCGCUCCUGACGGGUCCGACCUCGUGCCGGAAGAGGCCCCGCGCUCGCGCUCGGACGGGGGAAUGAGAGCCGGCGGCGACGAUAUUUUCAUUGCGCUCACGCCCGAGAAUCUCCCCGUGCUGCUCGACUAUGCGCGGCAGUGCGAGCGCAAACUCGAGCAGUGGCAUCAGCGCGUAGUGCAUCUCGAGGCGGGCGGAGGGCUGGGCACUGUUACGGGCCUGAUGGCUGGCGCUGGCAAGCCUCCUCCCCGCGUACCGACCUGGGGCAAGGUGUAG
This is a messenger RNA of Vanrija pseudolonga, 4194 nucleotides long. RefSeq lists its product as uncharacterized. The transcript has 3 exons. Bases 1 to 4194 code for a protein of 1397 amino acids. The record is from RefSeq and is a predicted model, not a curated record. NCBI's taxonomy places the organism in Eukaryota, Fungi, Basidiomycota, Tremellomycetes, Trichosporonales, Trichosporonaceae.